Euleptes europaea (tarantolino) is the source of this 1431-nucleotide messenger RNA. RefSeq names its product sprouty related EVH1 domain containing 1 (gene SPRED1). Bases 102 to 1346 code for a protein of 414 amino acids. The record is from RefSeq and is a predicted model, not a curated record. The transcript has 6 exons. Lineage: Eukaryota; Metazoa; Chordata; Lepidosauria; Squamata; Sphaerodactylidae. Gene Ontology annotation, cellular component: membrane. Gene Ontology annotation, biological process: multicellular organism development; negative regulation of MAPK cascade. Gene Ontology annotation, molecular function: protein kinase binding.
GAUCUGGGGUUUGACAAUGGUGAGGUUUCUGGCGAGCUCCUGCUGCGCCCUGGCUGCGUCGGUGCUGCUCCAUCUCCGUCUCGGAUCACGGUGAGGAAAAAAUGAGCGAAGAGACGGCGAAUUCUCACAACGAUAAUAGUUAUGCCCGUGUGCGAGCUGUGGUGAUGACCCGUGAUGAUUCUAGUGGUGGAUGGUUACCACUUGGAGGGGGUGGACUAAGCUGUGUCACCGUUUUCAAAGUCAUCCAACAGGAAGAAAAUGGCUGUGCUGAUUUUCUUGUACAUGGGGAGCGCCUCAGGGAUAAAACGGUGGUUUUGGAAUGUACGUUAAAGAAGGACCUUAUUUACAAUAAGGUUACACCAACUUUUCAUCACUGGAAGAUUGAUGACAAAAAAUUUGGCCUGACAUUUCAGAGUCCUGCUGAUGCAAGAGCGUUUGAUAGAGGUAUUCGUAGGGCUGUAGAAGAUAUCUCUCAAGGUUGUCUGACAUCACAUGAUGAAAUCGAAGUGCCUGCCGAUGGCUUUCCAGCAAUUCCAGAAAACACAUCUAGUUUGCUACUGAAAGAUCAUCUUUUCCAGCAUGAACCUAUAGUGAGCAAUGAUCCUUACAAAGGUUCGUGUAUAAGACCCUCAACCUUUGAAGAUUUGAACUCAAGAAUAUCCUACUUCCACAGCCAGCCAAACCAGGUACCCCUGAAGCCAAUCAGGAAUGUCAGUUUUCAGGAUGAAGAGGAAAUUGUUCGAAUAAACCCUCGUGAUAUUUUAAUACGCCGCUAUGCAGACUAUAGACACCCUGACAUGUGGAAAAAUGACUUGGAUAGGGAGGAUGUAGACUCCUCGCUGCAGUGCCCUAAAACAGACCAUAAAAAAUCAGACUAUUUGUACCCAUCUGGGGAUGGGACCAAGUUGAAUUCACACAAAGACUCCAAGAGUUCUGUGGUACUUAAAACUCAACCUUCUUCUUUCAAGUUAAAAAAAACAAAAAGGAGGAAAGAGGAUGGUGAGCGUUCCCGCUGCGUAUACUGCCAGGAAAGGUUUAAUCACGAAGAGAAUGGCCGGGGCAAAUGUCAGGAUGCUCCAGACCCUAUUAAGAGAUGCAUAUACCAAGUUAGUUGCAUGCUUUGUGCUGAGAGCAUGCUCUAUCACUGCAUGUCAGACUCUGAAGGGGAUUUCUCUGACCCUUGUUCAUGCGACACGAGCGACGACAAGUUCUGCUUACGAUGGCUCGCCCUGGUCGCUUUGUCAUUCAUUGCACCGUGUAUGUGCUGCUAUCUGCCCUUGAGAGCGUGCCACCACUGUGGCGAGGUCUGUGGAUGUUGCGGAGGAAAGCAUAAAGCUGCGGGAUGAACCAGUCUGAAGCCAAAUUGGGCUGAUCAGUCUUUAUUUUCAGGGUACGUCUAACUCAUGGAAGCGUGUGGCAAGCAGAAGGGAA